AAAUAGAAACAAUUCUUCUAAAUGAUGUGUAAUUGUCAUACACUCCCUCAUACUUUGGUAUAUGACUGAAAACAAGACUUCUCCUGCUUUUCAAGAACUCAGCGUUGAAGAAAUCUGAAAAUGGACACAAGUAUGAUUUGCGCAAGCUAGAUUCACGGACAUCAUUCAUCUUGGAGGACAUGGAUAUAUCUGACUCAGAUGAUGAGUGGAUAGCCUCAGGAAAGCCAAAGACUAAAAAGAGAAAGUCCAAAUAUGGAAGUUCAAGUGAGGGAUUCAAUGCGCAAAGUAGUAAUGACUCUGGAGGCUUCAAGUUAGAUAGUGCUGGUGAGGGGAUAGUCAGUGUUGUGAAGAAAAGCGAGUCGGGUGUAUGCUGCUCUUGUAGCAAGACUUCCUCCUGCAAAACAACUAAAUGUCAAUGUCGAACUACUGGAGGAGCCUGUGGGCCAUCAUGUGGUUGUGUGCCUGCUAAGUGUUCAAAUAGAGAAUCCAGCCUAGUUGAGGUACAUGGGUCUCCAGAAGGAGAAACUGCUCAAGGAAUUGGAAAUGAUGAAGGCACUGAUGAAACAGAGAAGAAUCAGCAUCUUGCUUCUCAGGGUGCCAGGUUACUUCAGAAUGCAUUAGUUGAGAGGCCUAGUGAAACAACUGAUGAUGGUGGACCAAGAAGAAAAGCUCUUUCAGAGAUCGGAAAUACGUUGGCCAAAUCCAAUGCGCCGAAGCCUAACCAGAGAAAGAAAUGGCGAAGAACCACAAUCCAACUGGUUGCAAAUGCUCCGCCUCCCUCGCAGCCAGCAACUGCUGAAGCACCUCAAAGGCCAGAUAAAGGGGCACCAGAGGUACCCAUCCCUAUGAAGCUUCCUCAAGGGGCAGAUAAAGGGGCACCAGAGGCACCCAUCCCUAUGAAGCUUCCUAGGGCAAUGCGAUCAGCUGCAUCAAAUGGUGGCAACUUAUUUAGAGAAAGGAAUUCUGAUAAAGCAGAUCAAUCUGGUGUCAGUAAGGAGGCCGGUGUUCCUGCUCCAAGAAGUCCUCUGCGGCAGAACAAAACAUCAGAUGAGAAGGAGAACUGUGGCCUUUAAAUAUCAUUUCUCCUUAGAAGAACCGUGGCAUUAUUUAUACCAUUAGUGGAGCUAAGCUGUGAAGCUGGAGAUGUAUGUCUAGUACCGAUGAUGUAGGUUGAUUGUGUUCAAGGCGGCUAGUAAUGGCCAAAACACUGCGGCUACAAGGAUUGAUCAGUCCCAAAAGCCUUUGAGUUUCUGUUUGAUUGCUGAAGAGAGAUGUAGAUGCUUAGGUGUUUCUUUGGUGUGUUUGGAUGGUCCUCAGGAGUGUUGUUCGAGUUACUACCUAUGCACCAUUGAGAGAUAUUGCCCACAUUAAUUCAAUCCGACACAUUGUUCAUAAAUUUGUUAUGCAAUUGGUCUUGGAAUUAUAGCACAUGUAGUCACAAAGCAUUUGCAGGUGGUAAACCGUAAAGAAGGUAUCAGACUAUCAGUCCAGCAGCACUCGUCGACGUUGUUCUGCACCACUUCUGCCUGCCCAUUUGCCCAUCCCCAAAUUAGUUGAUAUGAUGAUCUUCAGGCUAAACAUUAACAAGUAAAAGAUAUGAUUAAUGGACUACAACAGAAAUUAUGAACUUUGUGAGAUGAAUGUAUCAUGACAUCUAAGAAAGCAUGCCCAUGCUUACUUGUCAAUGUUGAGGUGAACAAUAAGGUGAUGAGUUCGAUUUGAUUGUUUCUUUUAAUCCGAUUUGAACUUUGCUAAAGCUUAAAAAGCUCAGAAUGGGCUCAGAUUAAAUAAUUUUUCCUAUACUCCCGUUUGGCUCAAUUGUGUUACUAGA
Messenger RNA from Rosa rugosa (rugosa rose), 1831 nucleotides. Its product is annotated as kinesin-like protein KIN-4C. The transcript is spliced from 4 exons. Bases 180 to 1073 code for a protein of 297 amino acids. Lineage: Eukaryota; Viridiplantae; Streptophyta; Magnoliopsida; Rosales; Rosaceae. The record is from RefSeq and is a predicted model, not a curated record.